This is a messenger RNA of Dreissena polymorpha, 1479 nucleotides long. RefSeq lists its product as uncharacterized. The record is from RefSeq and is a predicted model, not a curated record. Lineage: Eukaryota; Metazoa; Mollusca; Bivalvia; Myida; Dreissenidae. The transcript is spliced from 5 exons. Bases 291 to 944 code for a protein of 217 amino acids.
ACUAGUGCAUUUAUCGAUCAAUUUCAUUUUUAACAUGAUUUUAAAGACUUGCUAUUUAUGGAUCGGUUAUUUGACUUCUAGUAGUAAAUACAUAAGCGUCUAUAUUUAUUUACACCUAAGCGAAAGUGUGGGUUUACUCCUAGCAUAUAUAGAAAAGGAUUUAGACUACCGAUUCAAAAGGACGUAACAACUCGAUAAAUACACUUUUACAUAAACAUUUUAUUAUUUAACGUUGUGCGAAAGACUUAUUAUCAGAAAUAUACUAAACUAAUAAUACAGAAAAUUAUAAGAUGACAGCGGAAUCAUGCACUUUUUUGUUUAUGUUGCUUGGUGGAUUUAUAUUUUUAUUUGGAAAAUGUAUUCUCCUGUUCGCUCCUGAGAUAUAUCACCACGAGUUUAACCAAACAUCCAUCAUGCGCGCCUCCUUCCUAGGUGCCACAAAUCAAACGAACUGUGAGAGGCGACGUAAGCUUUAUAUUACUCCAAUUGAGGCAAAACAUGCUGAUUUUGAUGAACAUUUCUGCGCUCAUAGUGAAGAGCUAGACUAUCCACCCGUGGCACGUACCAUUGUAUGGAGCAACUUCAUUCCGCCGGCGAUCUGCGUUAUAGUCGUGUGCUUUACGCUUUGCAACAAUAGGUCAAGGAUCGGUCCGUGUACAUACUUGGUUUCCGUGAUGUGUAUGGUUAUAAGUGAUACAAUCCUGUUUAUCAACUGCAUACUUUUUGUUACAUUGGUUGGGCCUGCUGUUGGUUUCAAAGCUUCCGAACUUACAUUGAAUUUUUACAUGCUCGCAGUUGUAUCCGGACUUCUACCAUCAUUGGGUUUGAAAUUUUUAUUUGUUCGAUGUCGAAUGUCUGUCAAUGACGGUGCCAGUCAUGCUACCGAACCCCCACUCAAUCGGCGUUCGAUGAGACCAUCAGAAGCGAUUCCGUUACAGAGCUAGAUACCAGAGCCGUAUACUAUUACUGUGGUCUAAAUCGGAAGCAAACGUCAAUACAUUAUACUACGUAUGAAUUGUACAACACAAAAUAUAAAUUCUAAAUACCAUAAAAUAAAUCAAAAACAAAAACAAUGAAGUACGAAAAUAAAAUUGCAACUGGCGUCCUCGCUUACAGCCGUGGGAAUCACAUGCAAGAAAACAGUUUCAUGUUUCCAGAUUGCAUAGUUUGGUAAUUGAAUAAUGUGCGUUGGUUUAAUCACGUUUUCUAACAUGUUUUGUUAUAGCAUUAUAAUUUAAAAUAAUUGUUAUUGAAUUAUAGUUAACUUUUUAACUGUAUGAACAUGUUAUUUCAAUUGAAUCGUUAAAGGUUAUGUUAUGUAAUAUACCUAGAAAUUAAAGUACACCGCCACGCUAUGUUAUUUUGUCUUUAACAAUAAUUUUUGGGGCUUCUUUUUGAAGUGCAUGGUUAUAGGGUGAAUACGUUGCCAUGUGAUGCUAUGUCUAUAAAACUCUUUAAUAAAAGGCGAGAUAUAUUGUA